AUGGGCGAGAUUGAGUCUGCCUUCCGCAUGAUUUCAGCCGGCAGGCACAUGGGGAAAGUGAUCCUGACGGCGGAUCCAGACGAGAUGGUUGCGGCACUUCCUGAGACCCCGGUCCUUCCGGAGUUGCUGCCCUCCGCCACGUACAUCCUGGCCGGUGGAUUUGGAGGGCUGGGGGUGUAUCUCAUCCGAUGGCUUGCCUCGAGAGGCGCACGCACGAUUGUCAACUUGUCGCGAUCGGGAGCCAAAACUUCCGCUGCGAAGGCAUGUAUCGCGGAAAUGCACAGCCAGGGCGUCAAAGUUCUUUCAAAGGCUUAUGACAUUGCUUCUAAAGAGGCCGUGGAAGCUGUGGUCAGAGAUCUCCAGGCUGUCGAUGGGGUAGGCCACAUUCGAGGUGUCAUCAACGCCGCGAUGGCGCUCGAGGAUGUAUUGUUUGAUCAGAUGGAACAUUGGCAAUGGGAGGCGUCGUUGGCCCCUAAGGUUGCUGGAACCCGCAACAUGCACGAGGUCCUGCCAACUGAUAUGGACUUUUUCGUGGUCCUUUCGUCCGUCGCCGGAGUCAUCGGUCACCCGGCCCAAGUGAAUUACACGGCUGCAUGUGCUUUCCAAGACGCCUUCAUGCACUAUCGACGAAGCCGCGGCCAGCCCGGGUUUGCGAUCGAUGUCGGAGUCGUGGGCGACGCUGACUUCGUCAGUGAGUCCCCAGCCGUGUUCGCCAAUAUGAAACGCCAGGGCUUUCCCUUCAUCUCCGUCGCCGAGCUCCUCGCGACGCUCGACUACGUCCUGACUGCCCGUGGACUGGAGUGUCAAGCGGCCCUGGGCCUGGUCCCCGACGCUGGCGUCAAGAAACCGGACUGCGGCAGUGGCUCAGACCACAUCGAAAAGAUCGGGCAUGCCAACACUGUAGAAGAGGCAGUCGAGGCCGUCGGAGCCGCGGUGCUGGACGAGCUGAGCAAGUUGAUUAUCAUGCCGGUGGACCGGAUCCUGCUUCACCGGACGCUCGACUCGUACGGGGUCGACUCGUUGGUGGUGGUUGAACUUCGCAACUGGGUCGUGGCGAUGCUGGCUGCUGACAUCUCGAUUCUCGUCAUUCGUGAGUCUAGGGGCAUUGAUAAUCCGAUCCAGUUGGUCGCGAGUAAAUCGAGAUUGGUCCCAGUCAAGCUCCAAGAAGCCGUGUCGAAGCUAGGUUGA
Messenger RNA from Penicillium hordei, 1188 nucleotides. Its product is annotated as beta-ketoacyl reductase. Gene Ontology annotation, molecular function: fatty acid synthase activity; phosphopantetheine binding. The record is from RefSeq and is a predicted model, not a curated record. The transcript is spliced from 4 exons. The coding region runs from base 1 to 1188 and encodes 395 amino acids. Lineage: Eukaryota; Fungi; Ascomycota; Eurotiomycetes; Eurotiales; Aspergillaceae. Gene Ontology annotation, biological process: fatty acid biosynthetic process; secondary metabolite biosynthetic process.